Messenger RNA from Centropristis striata (black sea bass), 1836 nucleotides. RefSeq names its product cyclin J (gene ccnj). Gene Ontology annotation, molecular function: cyclin-dependent protein serine/threonine kinase regulator activity. Gene Ontology annotation, cellular component: nucleus; cytoplasm; cyclin-dependent protein kinase holoenzyme complex. Gene Ontology annotation, biological process: regulation of cyclin-dependent protein serine/threonine kinase activity; mitotic cell cycle phase transition. The coding region runs from base 135 to 1217 and encodes 360 amino acids. The record is from RefSeq and is a predicted model, not a curated record. Lineage: Eukaryota; Metazoa; Chordata; Actinopteri; Perciformes; Serranidae. The transcript is spliced from 6 exons.
GCUCGUGCCUCCCCGGCUACAACAAUGAGUGGGAGAGAGCAUGUGUGGCUAGUUUGAAUGGAAGUUUCCUUCACUAAAAACAGCCCGUAAUAUUCACUACAUGUGCUCUUUGGAGUUUCCUCAGCUGCGGGUCAAUGGAGCUGGAGGAUCAGUGGUGGCAGGGACAGCUGGCUGCAGACAUCUACCAGUCACUGCGGUACAAAGAACUGAAGCUGCCCUCCUAUAAAGGCCAGUCCCCUCAGCUCAGCCUGAGACGGUACUUUGCGGACCUGGUAGCGAUCGUCAGUAACCGUUUCCGUCUGAGUCCUGCAGCCAGACACCUGGCCGUCUACCUGCUGGACCUCUUCAUGGACCGCUACGACGUCACGGUGCAGCAGCUCCACAUGGUCUCGCUCUCCUGUCUGCUCCUGGCCAGUAAGUUUGAGGAGCGGGAGGACCGGGUGCCCAAGCUGGAGGCUCUGAACAGUCUGGGCUGCAUGAGCUCCAUGAACCUGGUCCUGACCAAGCAGGGUCUGCUCCACAUGGAGCUGCUGCUGCUGGAGACCUUCCAGUGGAACCUGUAUCUGCCCACAGCGGCUCACUUCAUAGAGUACUACCUGUCUGCUGCCGUCCACGAGGCAGACCUGCAUGACGGCUGGCCCAUGAGCUGCCUGGAGAAGACCAAGCUCUACAUGGAGAAGUACGCUGACUACUUCCUGGAGGUUUCCCUGCAAGAUCAUGUGUUCCUGUGUUUCGUCCCGUCGCUGGUCGCUGCUUCCUGUGUGGCGACCUCCCGCCUCAUCCUCCACCUGUCCCCCACAUGGCCCCCCCGCCUGCAGCGCCUCACAGGCUACACCUGGGAGAACAUCGUCCCGUGUGCCGAGAAACUCCUCAUAGCACAUGACAGUGACGUCAAAGAGGCCAACAAGCAGAAGUGCCAGCCGGUGGGCCAGCAGCAGCAGCAGCAGCAGCAGCAGCAGGGCCAGACGGUGUUUCAUGCUUCAGGCCAGUCGGCCUCCGUGGCUCAGUACCUGCACCGGCCCAGCGUGCCGUUCCCCCAGCAGGCCCAGCCGCCGGGCCACCGGCCCCCCGCCGCCUACCUCAGCCACUCCAGCGCCAGCAUGCAGCCUCCCAACGCCAACACCGGCGCCGUGCAAGAUCCAAAGUCCAGCCUUCCUAACAGGGCUUACCAAGUCAGCAUGCACUACACCUGCGCUGCUCCGUGCUUUGACCGAUGAUCAGUUUUCAGGAAGAGAUGUGAGCAGUUUCUCUUGAAAUACCCUGAAAGGAAAAAAGAAAAAGUUUUUAAUUUGAAGAUGAGAUGAGAUGAGUCCAGCACUUUGACCCACAAGGUGUACACAAUGUGCAAUAUGUUGUUUUCUGUGGAGAGCCUGCAGUAGGUUUUUUUGUUUUGUUUGUUUGAGAUAUUUGGGUAUGAAUGUUGUUGAGAGGUGGUUAGAGGCAGAGUUUGCACCACUGGUGUCACUGUAUAAUUUAGCUACAGACCAAAAAAGUCUUGUAUUUAUUUGAGCCAAAUUACCUCAGAAGUAUUACAUGAAUGUAAAGAAAUACCUCGUAGCCUUUGUGAAGGGCAGUUACAGAAAGGGACUGAUGUUGGUUUGUAGUUGAGAUUAGAGAACACUUUGUUUGUGUCGGUGUUCUGUACCUCCAACUUUUCUUUUGUUGUGUUUUUUUUUUGUGUCAUUUAUAAAACAUAAGAAAAAUCUACUUGUAGAUGUCACAAUUUAUUUGCAGAGUAAAUUGUUGCUCUUCUGUUCGCAGAGGAUUCCAGUCAGUGCUGUGCACUUCUAUGACGAGAGUUUUAAAUAAAAUACAAUUCUGUGUUAGUUGAACUGA